AUGGCGGCGCGCAGGUCGAUGACGUCGCCCAUCAGGGCCUGCUUCAGGAUGGUGGCGUCGUGCGUUGCCGGGUCUAGGACCCAUAGCAGCAUGGCGCGCUUGUGGUUGCCGCUCAGCUCCGCCACGAUGCGACGAACAAGGUCCUGGUUGAACACGGCGCGGUACUCCUGGCUGAUCGCCGCGCGGUGCGCCAGGAUGCUGAUCACCCUUCGUGCUGUCGCACCCGAACCCUUGGAACGCCUUGUGGAGGUCGAUCGCGUCCUGCCGUGGCCACGUUGGCACCAGCGGCACCCUCGUAUGCUGGCAGGAACAACAGAGAGAUCAUUGUUCUUAGCCUCACCAUCUCAAAGGCCCUCAUUUGAUUUUGUCCUAGCCUGUGUGGUCAACCGAGGCUGGUUGGCUCCUCUCACCCACACCAUCACCAUGGGAUUUUGGUCAUUUUGGCAGUCUUCAGUGGCGACGGUCACCAUGGUCUGCUGUAAAUGCAUCCUUGUGCAGCUAUGUGGUUAUGCCCAGCCAACUGAGACUGCAUCACCCAUGCCUGGCAUCGUGGGCUGGCUGUACAAGCUUGAAGUAUCGGAUUUGUCACUGCCUGCUGCUAUUGUUAAGAGAGUGCGUGAAAAAAACAUUGGCUAA
Molecule: messenger RNA, 636 nt
Organism: Miscanthus lutarioriparius
Lineage: Eukaryota; Viridiplantae; Streptophyta; Magnoliopsida; Poales; Poaceae
Source: the annotation of a GenBank genome assembly